Molecule: messenger RNA, 732 nt
Organism: Echinostoma caproni
Lineage: Eukaryota; Metazoa; Platyhelminthes; Trematoda; Plagiorchiida; Echinostomatidae
Source: the annotation of a GenBank genome assembly
AUGCGACCAAGCUCCCGUGGAACUCUCAGCCACUUCCAGCUGAUCACUACAGAGGGUGAGCAUAGAUACAAGCUCCUGCCAGUCUUCAACAAACCGCAUUUGGAUGGUGCAAAGCACAUACCAUGCCUGGAUACCUCGAUCGCCAAGCGGUUCAACGCGUGGCGUAUUGAUGAUAUGCUGAAUAUCAGCGGUCAUUUGGUUAGCACAGCUGAGGUGGAGAGCACUCUGCUGUUGCAUCCGCACAUCGCUGAGGCGGCUGUUGUGAGUCGAAUGCAUCCGGUCAAGGGCGAGUGUUUGCAUUGUUUUGUCACUUUGAAGAACAANCAGACUGCAAAUGGGACGGUAACCGCUAACGAUUCGAGUUAUCGCGGUAUUCAUUUGGACGCAACACUAAGAUCUGAGCUUUGCCAGCUGAUUCGCAAACGCAUCGGACCAUUUGUGGUGCCAGAUCACAUUCAGGGAAAGUUCUGUUCCGUAGUUCGUCGCUUCAGUGUGCUAGGGUUCAUCCGUGUUUCGGCAUCCUUGUCAAUAAAUAAAGAACCUCACGAAGCUGAAUACCGGAUAGAAGAUAUGAAGAAAGAGGCUCGUAUGCUACCAAAGACGCGCAGCGGCAAAGUUCUACGGCGUUUGCUUCGCAAAAUUGCCAAUCAGGACUUUGAUUUUGGCGAUACAUCUACCCUGGCGGACCAGUCGUGCUUGGAUGAGUUGGUCAAGUUGGCUCUAGACGCUUAG